CGUUGCGAUAAAAGCCUGAGAGAAGAGGGAAGAUUCAGUCCGAGUCCGAGUGACAAACUUCUGGAGGUCUACAUCCCUGCGUUCGAGGAAUUCCAACUCCCCCGAGUGACCCCACAGCCACAGGACACUGAGCAACCAUGACCAAGGUUUUCUGCCUGUUUGUGCUGCUGCCUGCUCUCUACUGCACCCUAGUCAACUCUAUGGGGCUACUCCGCUCUAAGAGAGGGACUCGUUUUUACAGAGGUGAGCCUAACCGGCAGCCAUCAAGACGGACACUUGUGAUUAUUCAUGUCCAGAAGUCAUCACCUCCUCCCCUUGACACGUCUCAGCUGUGUGUGGAUAGUGAGACCUCAGCAGUGCGCCGUUUUGGCGACACUUGGCUGCGAUGGAGGGGACAGCGAGUGGAGUAUUGCCGUUGUGCGACGAGAGGACGAGAGCUUUGUCAUUUUGUCCCUGUGACCAACUGUUACAUAUCCCAUUGCUAUAAUGGAGGGAUGUGCAAAGAGGCGCUCUACACUUCUGACUACAUUUGUCAGUGUCCUCAAGGCUUCAGCGGCGCUCAGUGUGAGAUAAACACCAAGGAGAGCUGUGUGGCGGGUCAGGGAAAUGGUUAUCGUGGCACAUGGAGUAUCAGUCAAUCUGGCGCUGAGUGCAUCAACUGGAACGCCACAACUUUAAGAGGAAAAAGGUUCACAGCCAGGAAAGUGGAUGCCAGCAGUCUCGGACUCGGGAAUCACAACUUUUGCAGGAAUCCGGACAACGACAACAUGCCCUGGUGUUACAUCUACAAAGGAACUCAGGUCACAUGGGAGUAUUGUUCGCUUCCCAAGUGUCCAGAAGAUCAGUACAACGAAUGUAUACAGGGCUCUGGUCAGACGUACAGAGGAACUACUGCUGUCACCAAAAGUGGAACAAGCUGUUUGCCGUGGGACUUUCCGUCUUUGAGGCGCAAACUCAACAACGCAUGGAGAUCUGACGCACUGGAUCUGGGACUGGGCAGUCACAACUUCUGUCGGAAUCCUGAUGGGGACGUGGCUCCUUGGUGUCACAUUUACAGAAAUAUGCAGCUGACCUGGGAACUGUGCGAUAUAACCAAGUGCUCGAGACGUCCACUGAUUACCACCAUUGGUCCUCGUGCUCCAACAACUAACAACAACAAUCAAGCCGCAUGCGGCCAGCGUUUGGACAACUCAGUCAGUCGACCAUCUUUCCGUAUGUUUGGCGGCAGAGUUAGUGACAUCACAGAGCAGCCGUGGCAGGCUGCAAUCAACGUAUACCAAGCACGACUGCGAAACCACUUCCAUCGCUGUGGUGGCGUCCUCAUCGACUCUUGCUGGGUGUUGUCUGCUGCUCACUGCUUUGAGGACGUCAACAAAGCAGAGAAGUUGGAGGUGGUUCUGGGCAGAACGUUUCGGAAACAGAAUUCCAGUAGCGAGCAGAUUUUCAAAGUGGAGAAGUACUGGAUCCACGAAAAGUUUGACAACGAAACAUACGACAAUGAUAUUGCUCUGCUGAAGCUAAAGACGGACAUCGGUAUAUGUGCCAUUAAUUCUCCUGAGGUUCUCCCGGCGUGUUUGCCUGAACGCAACUUGGAGCUGCCUGAUUGGACUGAGUGUGAAAUCUCUGGCUAUGGGAAAGACUCAGAGUUCUCUGCAGAGUUCUCUGAGCGUGUGAAGAGAGGCUACGUGCGCCUGUGGCCCAGAGAUCGUUGCGUCCCUGAGGUUCUGUCAGGACGGACAGUCACCUCCAACAUGCUGUGUGCCGGUGACACCCGAGGGCUGGAUGAUGCUUGCAAGGGCGACUCCGGUGGUCCGCUCGUGUGCAAAAACAACAACAGGAUGACCUUGAUGGGUGUUAUCAGCUGGGGGGACGGAUGCGGGCAGAGAGACAAACCUGGCGUCUACGCCCGAGUGACUCGCUACAUCGACUGGAUCAACGACAAAAUCAACUCCAGUCCUGUUUAAAGACCAAACACUGUCCAGAGAAGUGAAACUUCCGGGGUCUGACACGGAUGAGGCCAAGUUUACGACCAGCAAGACUAUCUCCUUGCUAUUUGUGCUGAAUUCACAUUUGUCCAUUUGCCAUGGACGGAUUGUGUCUGUCCUGCAUCACAUGUUGAACAUGAUGUAGUCUUCACUACCGGUCGACUUUUUGGUCCAUGCAGAGACACAAACACUCUGAGAACAGCAGAUUAUGCUCUCCUUUCUUCAACAUGUUUUUUUUCAGAAAAGGCAGCAAAAUGUUGACAUGAUAAUAAUGAUAAUUUGAAUCCCUAGUCAGUCGACUAAACAAACACAGAGCUGACGAUUCAUGUUUUAAUGCAAGCCUAAGGUUAGCUUGGGCUGGACAUUUGGAUGUCCUCUAUACAGACAAAGAUGCUGACUCAGGCUGAAGGUCAGUAAGACUGCAGGACCAGCAGUGCCCUGUCCUCCUUCAUAUUCAACCUGAAACUACAAAUAAAAAUGUCCAUAUGAAUCCGAUUUGUCCUGAAGUGAACAAGUGAGUGCCCAGUGAUGAUGUUGUGAGCUGCACAAAGGUCUUCUGUUCUAGCUUCGCCUGCGGCGCACGACAAAUAAUUGUGUACAUCUUAUCAUGAGCCUUUGAUCCAACCAAAUCUGCUGGUACAGAUUCUUCCAUUAAAAACACAACAGCAACAGCGA
This is a messenger RNA of Synchiropus splendidus (mandarinfish), 2660 nucleotides long. It is a transcript of the gene plat, whose product is annotated as plasminogen activator, tissue. The record is from RefSeq and is a predicted model, not a curated record. The transcript is spliced from 15 exons. The coding region runs from base 138 to 1964 and encodes 608 amino acids. Gene Ontology annotation, biological process: smooth muscle cell migration; plasminogen activation. NCBI's taxonomy places the organism in Eukaryota, Metazoa, Chordata, Actinopteri, Syngnathiformes, Callionymidae. Gene Ontology annotation, molecular function: serine-type endopeptidase activity.